Molecule: messenger RNA, 1590 nt
Organism: Paralichthys olivaceus (Japanese flounder)
Lineage: Eukaryota; Metazoa; Chordata; Actinopteri; Pleuronectiformes; Paralichthyidae
Source: RefSeq, a predicted model, not a curated record
AUGUCGUGGCGUCCGUCUUUCCGCUGCUCAAAGUUUCGCCACAUCUUCGGAAAACCGGCAACCAAGGAGCACAGCUACGACGGCGUGCCAAUCACACGCAGUGUCCAUGACAACCACCACUGCUCAGCCAAUCCCUGCUUCAUCGCCGUGGUGACCGAAUGUGCCGGGGGCGGGUCCUUUCUAGUCCUGCCCAUCCAUCAUACAGGGAGGGUGGAUCCUCAGCACCCCCGGGUGUGUGGUCACAGUGGACGAGUCCUGGACGUCAAAUGGAACCCGUUUGACGAUCACUGCGUCGCCUCGUGCUCCGAGGACUGCACCGUUAAGAUCUGGGACAUCCCCGUCUGUGGCGUCCAACAGAACUUAACCAAGGCCAGGAAGACUCUGAUUGGUCACUCCAGGAGGGUGGGGCUCAUUGAGUGGCAUCCAACAGCUGACAACCUGCUGCUUAGCUCCGCCUACGACUACAAGGUCCUCCUCUGGGACGUGUCCCAGGCAGGUGCAGUGAUCAGGCUCCCGGUCCGCGUGGUUCUGAUGCCCGUCCACCACCGCUACCCGUCUGAGGCGCUGCUGCUGUCCGUCAGCUUCAACAGCGACGGCAGCAGGUUGGCGGUCUCGUCCAAAGACAGACGGGUUCGAGUCCUGGACCCGAGGACAGGAAAGAUUUUACAAGUGUCCAGAAACAGGUCCCACAGGGCCAGUAAGGUUUUAUACAUCAGAGGGUUGAAGAUGCUUCUGUCCACUGGCAGCUCGCCCUGGAACCACAGACAGAUCGUCCUCUGGGACCCAAACAACUUAUCUGAGCCUCUGUACGAGGAGGAUUUGGACGGUUCUGCCGGAGUCCUCUUUCCGUUCUACGACCCCGACACUCACAUGCUCUACUUGGCUGGAAAGGGCGACGGGAACAUCCGGUUCUACGAGCUGAGCGCUGAGAAACCGUACAUGAGCUUCCUCGGGGAGUUCCGGUCCCUGCAGCCACAGAAAGGACUCGGAGUGAUGCCAAAACGUGGCCUGGACGUUAGCGUGUGCGAGGUUUUCCGAUUCUAUCGUCUGAUUGCUGUCAAAGACCUGGUGGAGCCAUUGUCCAUGAUCGUACCCCGAAAAGAAUCGGAUGUUUUCCAAGAGGAUCUGUACCCGAUGACGGCUGGAAACCAGGCGGCCAUGACGGCUCAGGAGUGGCUGUCAGGGAUCGACAGGGGACCCGUGCGGAUGUCACUGAAGCCUGCGACUCGAGUAGCCAACCCUUACCCAGAAACCCCAGCUGAGAAGGGCGUGGUGAGGCAGCUGAGCAACCUCAGAUUCCAGAUGAGCCCAGCUGUGGGUGCGCUGACUGGGACACAUGUGGACGUAAUAGAAGAGGCGUUCCUCCGGGAGCAGCUGGCCUACCAGGACGCCAAAUACCAAAGAGACCUGAGCGACCUGUCGGGGUGGCAACCAGAUGAGACCCAGAUCCCGCUGUGGAUGUACUGCUGCACCCCACACUGCUGCGAGCCUGCAGAGAGGCCGCCGCCCACCACCGAGAGCGAGGUGAGAAUCGCUCAACUGGAGCUGGAGAUCACAAACACCAGAAACAACAUGAGAGCGACUUUCUGA